This is a messenger RNA of Mycotypha africana, 656 nucleotides long. RefSeq names its product Oligosaccharyltransferase subunit Ribophorin II-domain-containing protein. Lineage: Eukaryota; Fungi; Mucoromycota; Mucoromycetes; Mucorales; Mycotyphaceae. Gene Ontology annotation, cellular component: oligosaccharyltransferase complex; membrane. The record is from RefSeq and is a predicted model, not a curated record. The transcript has 2 exons. Gene Ontology annotation, biological process: protein N-linked glycosylation. Bases 94 to 570 code for a protein of 158 amino acids.
AUUUACAGCAAAUUAAAAACACGACCUGAGUUCUUCAGUUUUGGCAAAAGUAUACCUUUUUCUUCUCUUUUAAACACAAGAUCGGCAGUAGUAAUGGCAGUAAUGAAGAAUAGCAGCAAGGUGAUCUUCACGUUCAUCUUAACAAUGGCAAUUUCCACUUGUGUAGUCAAGGCUGCAGGAGACGAGGAUAUAUUCGAAUUGCAACCUGAAAUCCACCACAUGUUCAGACCGGCCGAAAAGAUGCCACCUGCUGCCUUUUCACAACUUUUCACACUUCUGACACUUGCUCCAUGGGCCAUUCUUGCCUUAGGCUGGUUCAAGCUUGAAUACACACCCAAAAAGAUUAUUUCAGAGUUGAUAGCAGGCCCAAUCACUCGUACAGCUUCAAUUAUCGUAUUUUUAGCCUCUCUUAUUUCAAUUGAGGUUCUAUUCUAUCUUUAUUGGACUCGCUUAAACCUAUUUCAGACUUUACCGUAUCUUGCAGGUUUAACCAUCAUCACGUUUUUUACUGGACAACGUGCACUCAGUGCGUUGCAAAACAGAAGACUAGCUAAUUAUAACGACAAUUAAAUCGACAUUAUAUCGCUUAUGUAUUUAUUAUGACAUGCAUAGGAAAAGUAACCCAAUAGGCAAUUAAACAGUGAUUAUUUCAGAAU